Messenger RNA from Cavia porcellus (domestic guinea pig), 3316 nucleotides. It is a transcript of the gene Pros1, whose product is annotated as protein S. Gene Ontology annotation, cellular component: extracellular region. The transcript is spliced from 15 exons. The record is from RefSeq and is a predicted model, not a curated record. Gene Ontology annotation, molecular function: calcium ion binding. Bases 154 to 2181 code for a protein of 675 amino acids. NCBI's taxonomy places the organism in Eukaryota, Metazoa, Chordata, Mammalia, Rodentia, Caviidae.
CCUCCCGCGCUCGCCCGCACUGCGCUCCGAGAAGCCGCCGCUGGGCUCGCUGCUCCGCGCGCCCCCGCCGCCGCCGCCGCGCCGCUGCCUCCGCGCUCAGGUCCCCGAGCGAGCGCCGCGCCACGGUCCCGCCCGCCCCGCGCCCGCUUCGCGAUGAGGGUUCUGGGGGGGCGCUGCGGGGCGCUGCUGGCGUGCCUAGCCCUAGUGCUUCCCGUCUCGGAGGCGAACUUUUUGUCAAAGCAACAUGCUUCGCAAGUCUUGGUGCGGAAACGUCGUGCAAAUACUUUGCUUGAAGAAACCAAAGAGGGUAAUCUCGAAAGAGAAUGCAUUGAAGAAUUGUGUAAUAAAGAAGAAGCCAGGGAGGUCUUUGAGAACAACCCUGAAACGGAUUAUUUCUAUCCAAAAUAUCUAGCUUGUCUUGGCUCUUUCCGAGCUGGAUUAUUUACCUCAGCGCGUCUGUCCACUAAUGGUUACCCUGACCUAAGGAGCUGUAUCACAGCUAUUCCAGACCAGUGUGAUCCUCUGCCAUGCAACAAAGAUGGGUAUAUGAGCUGCGUAGACGGCCAAGCUACAUUCACUUGCAAUUGUAAACCAGGCUGGCAAGGAAACAUGUGUGAAUUUGAUAUAAAUGAAUGCAAAGAUCCCUUAAAUGUAAAUGGAGGUUGCAGCCAGAUUUGUGAUAAUACUCCUGGAAGUUACCAGUGUUCCUGUAGAAGUGGUUUUGAUUUGCUUUCAAAUAAAAAAGACUGUAGAGAUGUGGAUGAAUGUUCUAAGAAGCCAAAUGUUUGUGGCAAAGCUGUGUGCAAGAACACACCAGGAGACUACAUAUGUGAAUGCCCUGAAGGCUACAGAUACGAACCCAAAUCAGGGAUUUGUACAGAUAUAGAUGAAUGUGCUGAGAAUAUGUGUGCUCAACUUUGUGUCAAUUAUCCUGGGAGCUAUUCUUGUUAUUGUGAUGGGAAGAAGGGAUUCAAACUUGCCCAAGACCAGAGGAGCUGUGAGGUUAUUCCAGUGUGUCUUCCCUUGAACCUUGACAAAAAUUAUGAAUUACUUUACUUGGCAGAACAGUUUGCAGGAGUUGUUUUAUAUUUAAAAUUUAAUUUGCCAGAAACUAACAGGUUUUCGGCUAAGUUUGACUUCCGGACGUAUGACUCGGAAGGUGUUAUACUGUUUGCCGAGUCCCUAGACCACUCCGCUUGGCUUCUGAUUGCCCUUCGUGAUGGAAAGCUUGAAAUUCAGCUGAAGAAUGAGUUUACCACACAAAUCACAACUGGAGGUGCUGUUAUUAAUGAUGGUGUAUGGAAUAUGGUGUCUGUGGAAGAAUUAAAAGACAGUAUUAGUAUCAAAAUAGCUAAAGAAGCUGUGAUGAAUAUAAAUAAACCUGCAAGCCUCUUUAAAGCUACAAAUGGAUUUGUGGAAACUAAAAUAUACUUCUCAGGAUUACCUCGGAAAGUGGCAGAGGCACUCAUUAGACCGAUCAACCCUCGUCUGGAUGGAUGCAUCCGAAGCUGGAAUUUGAUGAAUCAAGGAGCUUUAGGAGCAAAGGAAAUUAUUCAAGAAAAACAAAAUAAGCAUUGCCUUGUCACUGUGGAGAAGGGCUCCUAUUAUCCUGGAUCUGGAGUUGCUCAGUUUAACAUAGAUUAUAAUAACAAAACAAAUGCUGAGGGUUGGCAAGUCAAUCUGACCUUGAAUAUUCGCCCAUCUGAGGGCACAGGUGUUAUGUUUGCUUUGGUUUCCGGUAACACAGUGCCUUUUGCUAUAUCAGUGGUAGACUCCACCUCUAGAAAUUCUCAGGAUAUUAUUGUGUCUGUUGAGAAUACAGUGGUAAGUCGAGUAGAGGACGUAAGUCUGUGUUCCAGUCAAAAAUCCCAAGUGAUACUCGGGGUCAACAGAAAUAAUCUGGAGCUCUGGACUCCAUUUAAAGAAAAAGUCGUUUACUCUGAAGACCUUCAAAGUAAGCUCGCCAUCUUGGAUGAAGCAAUGAAAGGAACAGUGGCCACUUAUCUGGGAGGCAUUCCAGACAUUCCAUUCAGUGCUAUGCCAGUGAAUGCCUUUUAUAAUGGCUGCAUGGAAGUGAACGUCAAUGGUGUACAACUGGAUCUGGACGAAGCUGUUUCUAAGCAUAAUGAUAUUAGAGCUCACUCAUGUCCAUCAGUUUGGAAUAACACAGAAAGUUCUUAAGGCAUCUUUUUAAAUCUGCUGACAGUAUUUCUUUUCAGAGUGUGAUUAUACCUAUGUUUCUGUAACAGUUGGAAGGGUUUAUCUACGGUGUGAAGUCCUUGGUUAUUUUGUGGUACUUUAAGCUUCUUGGAAUUUUAAGAAGUUUUUAUCAAGAAAAAUAAUUCUGCUGUAAUAUUAACAAAUUUUUACUUUUGUUGCCAUAUAGAAAUUACAUAAGGAAUCAAAAAUUUUAAAUAUUAAUUUUUUGCUACCAAAUGAAAUAGCUUUAGAUUUUAUUUGAAAAUGUACAUUUUAAUUUCGCCGUCACUGGACUAGUAUUUUAAAUAUCUAUUUUUCUCAGAAGGCAAAUCAAUAAAAUCAAACAAAAACUCAUGUGAUUAAAUAUUAUUGAUCAUAGGCAGAUUUUUUAAUUGUUAUUGUUGAUACCAGUCUUGUGAUAAGGCAGAAGAGAUGGUGGCUUAUUGAAUGUGAGUUGAGUGGAAGAUCUUAAUGCUUUAUUCCAAAAUAAAUUGUAAGGGGAAACAACUUUGGCUAUGGCUUUCUCUUACAUGGCUUCAUCUUUCAACCAGCAUCUUCAAUGAAUUAGAAAAUAAAAGGGAAAUGUUGCCUUGAGAGCAGCACAUGAAUCUUGCUUCUUGGGAACUAGAUCUAUGACGAUGAGAUACUCCAUUAUUUUGGAAUGGGUGUGGAAAUCAGGGUUGGGCACAUUCCUUAAAUUUGGUUGUACAGGUCUCACAGGCUCUGGAUUAGAAAAGGCAGCAGUAUUUAGUGGUAGAAAGGAGAAUAAGCAAAUGUGGUUUGCAGUUUUCCUUCAGUUCCUAUUUUAAUUACUGAGAUAAGUCACUUGAAUAUAAUUUGUUGAGGAACAAAAGAAUCUGUGAAAGCUAGAACAGAUUUUUAACAGGAAGAUAACCACAGACAGACAUAGUGAAAUACUAUGCUUUAUAGUCAAAGAUGGAAGGUAAGAUUGUGACAUACUUGUUAGCAAUGCAGUUGAAAUGGCAGUUUUUUUCACUCCUGAACUACCAUUCAUGACAAGUGUGUAUCAGAUGAUUCACUGAUCUUUUAGAAAAUAAACUUUUUUCACUACAGAUAUUUUAAAUCACAUAUAAUAAAUUGUUGUAUAUUUUAACAA